CCUACCAACGAAAUUUCCGAAUGAAAGCUGGUCGAUCACAUCCGUUGGUGGUCCUAAUAAUACAACGAUAUUUCUAUUUGGUGGGGACAACAAUCACAGUAGCGUAUACGCUAUUGACAUUAAAAACUUUAAUGAAAAUUAUUACAAUAGUGUAUACAACAUCGAUCCCAUAAUUACUGGAAAUUUGCCAGAACUGAGAAGAAUUGGAACGAGUUCAGUUACAAACUCUUUAGGACAAAUAUUAAUAUUUGGUGGAUAUAGAAUCAAGAACGAUACAUUAACUUGGUAUAAUGAUACGAUUGUUUUAGAUACUGUUAAAUUAUCAUGGUCAAUUUAUAUAAAUGCUCCAAUAUCGAGAUCAGGGCAUACAGCCACUUUACUGAAUGACGGAAGAAUCUUGUAUAUUGGUGGUUUUGAUAGUAGUUUCAAUUAUGUGCCAAUGGAUCAGGCAAGUUUUAAGCAAAUUUCAAUAUAUGAUACGAAUACUUCAAGUUGGAAUUUAUCCCUCGCAAAUGGUUCUAUCCCGAGCGGCCGUUCAGAACAUUCAGCAGUGUUGGUAAAUAAAGGUGCUAAGAUCAUCAUCUGUGGAGGAUUUCGACAGGAUUCGAUUUCGCCAACACCAUCACUUGCCAUUCUUACAAGCGAAAAAGUCUUUACAUGGGUCCAACAGAUGGUUACUGGGAGUAUACCUCCGAUAUUAUACUCACAUACUGCUAUAUUAGUUGAAGAUUUAAUGGUGGUAGCAUUAGAAAAUACAACUGAAUCGCGACAACUUCUGGAUAGAUUUGAUUUAAACAUUUACAUAUUAAAUGUCACAAAUUUCACUUGGUUAACAACAUUUACACCUCCAGAUGUUUCCGCCAUCGCAUUGCCAGACAUCCCUUCUCCAAAUGUGUAG
Molecule: messenger RNA, 898 nt
Organism: Racocetra persica
Lineage: Eukaryota; Fungi; Glomeromycota; Glomeromycetes; Diversisporales; Gigasporaceae
Source: the annotation of a GenBank genome assembly